Dermacentor andersoni is the source of this 995-nucleotide messenger RNA. Lineage: Eukaryota; Metazoa; Arthropoda; Arachnida; Ixodida; Ixodidae. The record is from RefSeq and is a predicted model, not a curated record.
UUUGCAUAAUUCUUUAGGUUAUAAUGCUGAAACCAUCACCAUUACGCGUACCUUUAUUUUGGUAGUUUUAUUAUAUGUGUUAGGGCCACUCUGGAGACCUCUUUCUCGCAGCAACAUUCCAUCCACAUGUAUUCCACAACAAAAUACAAUAAAUUACCUCUACUUGUGUUUUGAAUUAUGGUUGCAUUCUUUUAAUAAGGCAUAAUUCUCGAGUUAACUAUAACGAAGACAACUAUUUAUUUCGAGGCUGAAUUUCAGAAACAAUAUAGACCAAUUUUCUAUUUUUCAUGCACAAUGACCGGCCACCAUUGCACUGAAAUCGGGGUAUCUCAAUAUUAUGUGCCCCUGGCCAAAGCACGAAGAUUUAAAACCAGAGGGCCACCAAAGAAAGGUGUAGGAAAGACACCUCUAUCUGGUUGCCAUGUCGGAAGUCAAACUGGGACCUCCUAUCCGAUGCAUGGAAUCCGAUUUCCAUUGGAGUGCUGGUGGCCACGUUGUGCACAGCGUGUAUUAUGAACAAAAAGUAGAAAAUACAGACGAUGCCUGGGAGAAAAAGUUAUUGGAACUUGCAUACACAGCUGAGAGUGGUAAUAAAUAUGUGGAGCUCAUUGUAAAGGGAAUAACGCCUCCUCAACCCCUUAGAUACCAGUUUCUUUAUGCUGGCCAACAUUGUUGUAUCAUCGGACACCAAAUCCCUUCAUCAGGGGGUAAAACAACUUGUAUGGUGUGGUCCCUAGAAAAAGAAUUUGGAACAUUGUCAUCAGAAUGCAAGCCAACACUUGACAAAUACUGCGAAGGGCCAUAUAAUAUUCCGUCAAGAAGCGUUUACACGUGCCCGGAGACACAAUAACAAAAAAUUAAAGCUCCAGCUGUACGGUCCCAGAAUCCAUCUCUUUCCUAAUUUGAGCCUUAAAUUUUUCUUUUCUAUGAAUGACAAAUAAGAAACGCCUUUGAAGGCCCGUCUUUCAAAUAAAUAAAAACUACGACCAAACUCA